Molecule: messenger RNA, 1014 nt
Organism: Talaromyces rugulosus
Lineage: Eukaryota; Fungi; Ascomycota; Eurotiomycetes; Eurotiales; Trichocomaceae
Exons: 4
Coding region: 1-1014 (337 amino acids)
Molecular function (GO): oxidoreductase activity, acting on the CH-OH group of donors, NAD or NADP as acceptor
Source: RefSeq, a predicted model, not a curated record
AUGACCAAAGUACUCGUCACAGGUGGAUCAGGCUUCCUUGCCGCUCACAUCUUAGAAAUUUUGGUCCAUCGAGGAUACGAGAUAGUUACCACUGUUAGAUCCGAGGACAAGGCCUCCAAGAUCCGCGAUGCGUAUCCUAAUGCUAAACUAUCUAUUGCUAUCGUACCAGAUAUCGCGCAGCCCGAUGCGUUUGAUGAGGUAGUAAAGAUUCCAGGUCUCGAUUUUGUACUGCACACCGCCUCUCCUUUCCAUUUCAAUUGGUCAGAUGCGAAGUCGGAACUCUUAGAUCCAGCAAUCACCGGAACCACAUCUAUUCUCAAGGCCAUCAAGAAGUAUGCCCCUAGCGUUAAACGGGUCGUCGUGACUAGCUCUUUCGUCUCAAUGGUUUCCGUCGAGGGGCUUCAGGAUCCUAACAAAGUCUACAAUGAAUCGGACUGGAAUCCUAUCACCUAUGAAGAUGGCCUGAACGGUAACAAGGUAAGCGCGUACAGAGCCUCCAAGACCGUUGCAGAGCGGUCUGCCUGGAAGUUUGUCGAGGAGGAGAAGCCCGCCUUCGACCUUGUCACCAUCUGCCCUCCACUUGUCUUUGGGCCACGUGUGGAUCGCCUGAGCUCACUCUCAGCCAUAAACACCUCCAAUGAGCGGUUUGUCGAGCUCAUUCAAGGAAAGUGGAAGGACGAAAUCCUUCCUUCUAUUGGUGUCAAUCUAUGGGUCGAUGUUCGCGAUGUGGCAUUCGCGCACAUUGCGGCACUCGAGAAACCAGAGGCGGGUGGAAAGCGAUUCUUCACCGUGACGGGCAAGUUUAGUAACAGAGAGAUCGCGGCGGCAGCGCGAAGAAACUUUCCUGAACUGAAGGAUAAACUUCCCUCGGAGGAGACGAAAGGUGGUGAUUACCCUCCCGUGGUUCCUGGCUAUGAUAAUUCCAGGGCAACCGAGAUUUUGGGCAUCAACUGGAUUGAUCUCGAGAAAAGCACUAUUGACAAUAUCAAGAGUCUCCUGGCUGCCAGUGCUUAA